This is a messenger RNA of Bufo gargarizans (Asiatic toad), 1844 nucleotides long. RefSeq names its product C-type lectin domain family 4 member G-like. The transcript has 13 exons. The record is from RefSeq and is a predicted model, not a curated record. NCBI's taxonomy places the organism in Eukaryota, Metazoa, Chordata, Amphibia, Anura, Bufonidae. Bases 69 to 1142 code for a protein of 357 amino acids.
CUGACAGUCAUCUUCUCAUAUAAAGGUUACCUUAACUCAUAACGAUUAUCAGACGUCAAGGGACAAAAAUGCAGAACAUGUAUGGGAAUUCAAUGGGAAGAUCUAAACAAGCCAACACUUUGACUAAUGAUAUGGAUGAUGAUGAUGAUGAUGACUAUGAGAACGCCAAUCCUUGUGACUCAGCACCAGUUGUGCCCUCCAGGAAGACUAGGAGAAUUAAGAAUGCUAUGAAAGAGGACCUGGCAUUGAAACGUAUGGAAAAGCCUGCUAAGCAAGCUCCAUCUGUUUGGACCACUCCCCAAAAAGAAGUUUUUCCAAAACAAACCCCAAGUUUUCAGCCACCACCUAUAGGUCUUGAUUUUUCCUCCGGAGCAGUCAAUGCAGCAUUUUCAGAUAUAGAAGAUAUGAAAACGGCAUCGACUUUUGCUAACAAUACAUUUUCAGACUUGGAAGUUAUGCCAAAUAGAAAUAAGCAGAGAUGUGGACGGUCCAUGUUGGUGGUCUUGAUGUGGUUGAUGUUCAUCAUGUUCAUCGCCUUUGGGGUCAUCACUGGAUUCAUAUUCUUACAUUACAUCACUGUCUCAGGAAAAGUGGCCAGCUUAGAACAAACUGCUUCAGAUUUCCAGAAGAAUUCUGAGGAGGAGCAGGGCGAUCUAAAGACUAAAGUGGCCAAUCUCAGCAAUAUGAUGGGGAACUUGCAAGACACACUUAUGGCCAACAUCAAGCACAUUAACAAGACAUUGGAGACUGUCUGCACGUGGUGCCCUGUUGGCUGGUCUGUGAUCGGCCCCUCAUGUUAUUUUGUCUCUCGGGAAGAAAUAACCUGGGAUAAUGCGCGAGACGAAUGCUACAAAAUGAACUCUGUUCUUGUCAUGAUAAAGGACAAGACUGAAUCCGAUUCUUUAAAGCAAUUAUAUAACAUAAACAAGAGAUACUGGAUUGGACUAAGGCGAGACUCAAAUGAAGCUCACAUCUGGAAGUGGUUGGAUGGGACACAAGUCACCUUUACCAACUGGGCAGUGAAUGAGCCCAACUAUCACGGGAAGGAAGAGGACUGUGGAGAAACCAUAUCUGGACCUUGGAAUGAUCGACCCUGUUCUAAUAAAUUGUUUUAUAUUUGUAAAAGGGUAAGAACAUGCUGAGAUCCAAUCUAUAUGAAGCAGAGGUAUAACAUUGGGCUACUAAGCCUUAAUGUAAAAUUUGGUGUCUGUUAUGUUCCAGAAAGACUUUUGACUCUUUAAGGCAGGCAUGGCCAACUUAAGGCUCUCCAGCUGUUGUAAAACUACAAUUCCCACCAUGCCCUGCUGUAGGCUGAUAGCUGUUGGCAGUCUGGGCAUGCUGGGAGUUAUAGUUUUGCAACAUCUGGAGAGCCUCAGGUUGGCCAUCCCUGCUUUAAGGCAUCAGGGUCUGGAUUUCAAUAUUAUCGCUACAACCCAUAUAGCUAUACCCCUGAAGCCAAGGCUAUAUAAACCAAAUAAUUAGGUAAAAAGCAUACCAAAUUUAAUAUGACCUUCCUAUUUUUGAUGCACAUGGUACCACCUUCAAAUUUGUGCUGUCUAACCAGAAGCCAAACUGACCUUCAUUAGCCACAUCAUAAUCAACAUAGUAGAGUCCUGGCAUUUGGCACGUUGAGGGGAACGGCAAGUUACAUUUAGAUACUAUUAUAUGGGGUCUUGAGAGAGUAUAGAAUUAUUGUAACCUUACUGAACCUAGUGGCCUCUGUGUGCCUUAACCCCUUAAGGACCCUGGGAUUUUUGCGUUUUUGUUUUUCACUCCCCGCCUUCCCAUAUAUAUAUGUGUGUAAAAACUUUUUUUUUUUUUUUUUACUUUUUACUUUUUUUAAG